Aureobasidium vineae is the source of this 501-nucleotide messenger RNA. The record is from the annotation of a GenBank genome assembly. Lineage: Eukaryota; Fungi; Ascomycota; Dothideomycetes; Dothideales; Saccotheciaceae.
GCUCGCGCACAGCAAGACAAGGCGCUGCAAAAGCAGCUGCCGAGAAGAAAAACACACACCNUCGCUCAACCCAUGCCGCAACGACCAACCGUGUCGCGUACACUCUCAUCAGCACUGUUUAGUUUCUUCCCUUCUGCUGGCUCUUCGGCAUCGACAUCGCCUUCGGCCACACCCUUGCCUUCGCCUGGUCUGCAACAGUCUGCUAAGAUGGGCUGGUUUGCUCCUUUGCCCAAGGCUUCCGAGGCAGAUAUUGCUNUGUCUUCCUCCUGCUUGGUCUUAGAUGCACUAUUUGUGCCUAUGAACAGGAGGUCGGCUGCAAAUGACGUUUGCAAGUGGCCCCCUAUGAAACUCUCCUUUUAUGACGACAAAGACGUUGCAAAACGUAUAUCUGUCGAUGACUNNUUUAAAAUCAUAAUGGGGCACAAUGGCUGGGAUAAGGGAUGGAAAAUUGGGUAUGGCAACGGACGGCUUUGGAGAAAAUGGGUUAUUGAUAAUGACUGA